GAUAACUGUCGCUAAUACAUGCUUUUGUAGCGCGCAUUUAGCGAUGCUCACUACUCUUCACUAUCUCUACCGUAAUAUUGCAGAGACACCGAAUGAGUGAGUAACUAACGAGCGAUAGGUACAAUAAAUAAUACUGACUAAGUACUUUGCGGCUGACAGAUCUUCAAUCUUCACUCUUCUCACCAUCACCAGCACUAUCUCUAUACAUUCCACUCAUCUGGGGUAAUGCUACGGGUAUUAAAAUCUCCCUACGCCUUGGCCUGUCCAGGGCAGGGCUUCGUUAGAUACGGAUACUUGGCACCCUUCGCUAAUUACAUGCCUACACUACAGCCGUAUCUCGACCAGCUCGACGAAGCCCUUAACGAAAAGUUUUCUCAGCACCUAUUGAAUACCGACAAGAAUACCGAUACUCAACUGUGGAUAGCGAAAACUUCCAAUGCCCAGCCGGCUAUCCUCUUUACAACAUUCAUUCUUAACGAACUCAUUAGGCAUGAGUAUGGUAUAGAUUUAGCAAAACAGGCCACAUAUCUUAUGGGUCAUUCGUUAGGAGAGUAUACUGCUUUACUAUUAUCAGGUGUACUUGAUCUACCAUCAGCACUAAAGUUAGUGAGGAAAAGAGGUCAAUUGAUGGAGUCCUUGUUACCUAGCAAAGAUCAAGAUCAACAUCUAUACGGAAUGCGUGCAUAUCUCUUCCCUGAAUCAUACUUUGAAGCAGUAAGAAAGAUUGCAGAAGAGAAUAAUGUACUCGCUAACUUAAAUCAUCAGCAGCAAAUAGUUUGCUCGGGGCACGUCGAUGAGCUCACUAAAUUUGGCGAUGUUGUACGCCAAAAUCUAUCUGAUAUUGACAUAAAAGAGGUCCCUCUAGAAGUGAACAUUCCUUUCCAUAACCAGCGGUUAAAGCCGCUAGUGAGCGAAUUAGAAGAUUAUGUAAACCAAAAUAUUACAUUGGGGAUGCAAAAAGUUCCCAUAAUCUCAAACCUUACCGGGAGACCUAGUUCCAGUAGCGAGACUACACUAAAAAACACGCUAGACGAUAAUUGUCGUCCUGUUCAGUGGGUUAGUAGUAUGCAGUAUUUGCAGCAACAAGGAAUUUCUACUAUUGUCAAUAUGGGACCAGGAUAUGUCUUAAAAUCUAUCAAUUCAAAGUAUAGUGGAAUGACUAAUGUCGCUCUUGAUACUCCAACGACAUUCAAGCGAUUAAAGACUAACAAUUAAUGCAUAUGACAAUACAAUCGAUCAGAGUCAAAAACCAAAAAAAAAAUAGUCUAAAAAAAUACAAAAAAUACAAAAAAAAACAAAAGAAAUCGCGAAACACUGAGCAGAGUUAUCG
Messenger RNA from Scheffersomyces amazonensis, 1330 nucleotides. It is a transcript of the gene MCT1, whose product is annotated as [acyl-carrier-protein] S-malonyltransferase. NCBI's taxonomy places the organism in Eukaryota, Fungi, Ascomycota, Pichiomycetes, Serinales, Debaryomycetaceae. Gene Ontology annotation, cellular component: mitochondrion. Gene Ontology annotation, molecular function: [acyl-carrier-protein] S-malonyltransferase activity. Gene Ontology annotation, biological process: fatty acid biosynthetic process. The record is from RefSeq and is a predicted model, not a curated record. The coding region runs from base 226 to 1215 and encodes 329 amino acids. The transcript has a single exon.